This is a messenger RNA of Zychaea mexicana, 859 nucleotides long. RefSeq names its product Phospholipase/carboxylesterase/thioesterase. The transcript has 6 exons. Gene Ontology annotation, molecular function: carboxylic ester hydrolase activity; palmitoyl-(protein) hydrolase activity. NCBI's taxonomy places the organism in Eukaryota, Fungi, Mucoromycota, Mucoromycetes, Mucorales, Lichtheimiaceae. Gene Ontology annotation, cellular component: cytoplasm. Gene Ontology annotation, biological process: protein depalmitoylation. The record is from RefSeq and is a predicted model, not a curated record. The coding region runs from base 82 to 768 and encodes 228 amino acids.
UGCUGGCUCUGAAAUCAUUCUGUCUAUUGAGAGAAAGUUGCGACUCAAUUCCUCUUCAGCGAAUCUCUUGAAUUGUACACAAUGGCAUCAGCACUUACAUCAGUCGUUGUCAAUGCUAAAGCCAAGCAUACCGCAACUGUUCUUUUUUUGCACGGAUUAGGUGACAGUGGCUCCGGCUGGUCGUUCCUGGCAGAAGAGCUUUCUGGUUUGUUUCCGCAUAUCAAAUGGGUCUUGCCCAACGCACCCAUGCUGCCUAUUACCCUCAACCAGGGCAUGCGCAUGCCAGCUUGGUUUGAUUUAAAUGGUCUCGACAGAGCCAUCACCGCCAACCAAGACGAAAAGGGUCUCUUGGCGUCGUCAGUUGCUGUGAACUCCUUGAUCCGGAAGGAAAUCGACAGCGGCAUUCCUAGCGAGCGGAUCGUUAUUGGCGGGUUCUCUCAAGGCUGUGCUCUCUCGCUGCUGGUCGGCCUCACAUCCGAAUACAAGUUUGGUGGCGUCGUUGGCUGCAGUGGCUGGUUGCCGCUUGCAGAAAAGUUCCCUGCUAUGGCAUCGGAUGCAAACAAAAAGACUCCCGUGAUGAUGUGCCACGGCGACGCAGAUCCUGUUGUAAAGUAUUCCUUUGGCAGGGAUUCUGCUGGCCUGCUCGAGAAGCUCGGCUACAACGUCAAGUUCAACACGUACCCCGGUCUGGUCCACUCGGCAAGCCCACAGGAACUCCAAGACAUUGCCAGCUUCAUCAAGGAGCGAUUGCCGCCUGUUGAAGCUUAAACGCUGAGAACCAUCAUUUCUAGACUUCUUUAUUAAUUAAUAAACGAUCCUUUGACAGCGUUCUGGGUUUCCAAAAUAAGAACCAAACCAG